UUUGGAUUGUUUGUUGAACGUAGCAGCAGAGAUGAUCAUUUUAAAUCUAAUUAGUUAUUUUAUUUUAUUAAAAGUAGUUUGUGCCGCUGGUGUUUGCAAAUCUACAGAAAAGCCAGUUGCCAGGAAUUCAAUACGAUUAGGACGAGAACACAACGGACGACCUGUAAAGGUUACAGUGCGUGUUGUAAACAUCCCGAAAUCGGCCGUCGAAUACGAGAUUAAAAGCACAAGCACCGGACCUUAUUACAGACGAACCAUUCUCAACUGGACAUGCUUUGAAGAUGUUGUUAGCGUAGAAUUAAAGGACCGGUCAUCUAAGAGUUACGAAAUAAGGAUAUUUCAAUUGUCUAACCGGUUUUGCACGGCGCGAAUGUUCAACGUGAACUAUGUGUCUUCGGUAAGCAGAUCUGAAAAGUUGCUCGUAGACGUGGACUUGAGAAGAGGAUGUACCGAAUUUGUGAAGAAUCGUGACCCCAAAUCGACGACGUCCUAUGAGGAGCGACCACAACCCGUCACGCCGGCGUCACUGCCGCGAUCUCUGCCUGACUGCCUGAGUUAUCAGGAUCAAGUGUGCCUCUAUUUCUCGACUGCCGCUAUCUACAUAGUGGCCUUAAUAUUAUGCCUCCUAAUUAUAACCGUACUGUCGAUCCGCAUUUAUUGCUACGAGCAUAAAGAAACGCCAAAGAGAUGCGAACUAGUUCGCGAAGAAGUUACCGACGGAUACGAACCACCUCCGAAUGUUCCAAGCAGUACCGAGAAGCUGGCUCCAAACGAAAACAUCAAAAGUCAUUCGCCGAUUAACCCCCCAAGAAAUGAACCAAUGACGGUAACCAAACAGUUGCGGAGAAGUUUUAAGCAGCACUCUUCUAUGACCAUGUCGAGGGCUUUGAGUAAGCCCCCCAUACUGAGACUCCAAAAAGCGAUCGGUAAUGAUUACGCUGCUUCUCUGCCGUCUCGUCAAUGUUGUGUGGUCGUGAACGAAUUUGCUGACGACGAGAAUCCAUAUGAACCACCACCAAUUAUGCCGAAAUCACCUAAGAUGCAACACCUUCGGAAUAUCAAGCCUCGUCCACCGAUACCCGGAUAUUUUAAAGAGACAUCCAGAGGCAACGAGACGCAUCAGACCAGUCCCUCUGCGUCACCGAAAGCCGCCAGAACUCCGACGAGACCUCACGUGGUCAAACCAAAUGUUCGCCUUAACCAUACCAAUAUAUCGUCGGAGCUGAAUAAUCUGAUUCAAAAGAAAUUACCUCACGAAUUAUCUAAUAACAAACCGCAGCCCGAACAUUUACGCUCUCGGCAGACACCGUUCAAAGGUCAUUCGAAAACGUCAAGACAAGAAGAUCUGUGUCAGCGUCCGGAGUUAGCGACAAACGGGAAUAUUUCGUCAGACGAGGAAUGGACCUAUGAGCCCAUUCGGAAGAUACUAUUGAAAUAAAAAAUAUACUAUUAUCUAGUAA
Messenger RNA from Bombyx mori (domestic silkworm), 1460 nucleotides. RefSeq lists its product as uncharacterized. The record is from RefSeq and is a predicted model, not a curated record. Bases 32 to 1438 code for a protein of 468 amino acids. NCBI's taxonomy places the organism in Eukaryota, Metazoa, Arthropoda, Insecta, Lepidoptera, Bombycidae. The transcript has 15 exons.